AUGUGGACAAAUGAGGGUACAAUUGAGGGACUGUGCAAUUCACCAGUUUGGUGGCAAACUACCAAGAUUGAACGUAAACCAUUGCCAAAAUCAACAUUAGAACAUUGGAAAUCACUUCAGCCAUGUCUGAUUCGAUUUCCUAUUCAUUUGACUUCGAAUUUUAAAGAACUUACAAUCCAGUCAUUAAACCAAGAAAUCAAGAAAUCAUCUUCCAAACUUGAAAGUCAAAAAUAUAAUUAUCAAGAUGAGAUUGAUAUCACGGCUUGUUGCUUGGAUUUCGAUUUAGAUUAUCAACUUGAUUCAUGA
Molecule: messenger RNA, 306 nt
Organism: Melampsora larici-populina 98AG31
Lineage: Eukaryota; Fungi; Basidiomycota; Pucciniomycetes; Pucciniales; Melampsoraceae
Exons: 3
Coding region: 1-306 (101 amino acids)
Biological process (GO): attachment of GPI anchor to protein
Cellular component (GO): GPI-anchor transamidase complex
Source: RefSeq, a predicted model, not a curated record